Molecule: messenger RNA, 2152 nt
Organism: Mollisia scopiformis
Lineage: Eukaryota; Fungi; Ascomycota; Leotiomycetes; Helotiales; Mollisiaceae
Exons: 3
Coding region: 177-1790 (537 amino acids)
Biological process (GO): regulation of transcription by RNA polymerase II
Cellular component (GO): nucleus
Source: RefSeq, a predicted model, not a curated record
GGCCGACCAACCUUGCCCUUACUUACCCUCCUCUCCUCACCUCUACUACUCUUCCGUUCCACUGCAAGCUUGCCGUUUACGUCUGGCUGAUUAUGCUGCUGUGAUUACCCGUCGUCGUCUCCGUCCGCCGUGCAAUUCCCAUUUGGCGCGCUACUUUCAGAUGGCGAUUUAGAGAGAUGACUACUGUCGACCAUCUCCGCCCUGACGACGAUAUCUACGAUCCGGACGAUGUUGGACAGCACUCUCCUCCCUUCAAACCCGUGAAAUUUAACCUUGCACCCUCGCCCAGUCCCCCGCCGACCGUUCCAAUCCCCUCAGAUAGUCCCGAAUCGAGUCCAGGCUCGCCGAGCCGCAAAGGUCCUUCUCGACCGAAGUAUCACCCGAGCCAGGGCGAUGCGGUCUUGGUGUCAUUCAUGGCUGGAGGAAAACAUUCUGAUAUCGCGCGCGACGCGGGACAGCAGCCACUGGCUUCUGACAAUGAGGCGACGGAAGAUCAACCGAUGAAGGGAGGGGUCGCCGUGACGGUGGAAGAAAAGGAGGAGGAAGACGACGACGACGACGAGGUUGUGACUGAGGACGAGGAAAUGACGGAGAAGGAAGUCGCAGAAGAUGAAGUGCAGGUAUCAAAAGAGGCAGAAAAGGAGACUCCUGCGACGAAUGCGACGACGAAUACUACUGAAGUUCCUGCCGCAGAGGAAGGACGAUCCUAUUUGACUGCGCUUGCUGCUGGAGCUCUAGCUCAUACCGAGGAUGUCACUGCAGAAGUGCCUCAAAAACAGGCCGCUACGGAUGGUGGUUCAGCAUCCAAAGCGUCGCCACCUCAACCUGAAGCGGAUGCGAUGGAAGGCGUCAAACCGACAAUACCUUCAAUCACAACUUUAUACGUUGAUGGGGAAGGUGCGCGCUCUCCAGACGAGGCGGCUAUCAAACGUGAGGGUCCAGCCGCUCCCGUUGGACCUGGAGAAUUACCCCCAAUUCUUCACACUAUAGCACAAUCUGGUCUCACAAAUGGGAAUGGGUCUAGUCAAAUAACGCUACCAUCUAUAUCUGAUCAGCUUGGAGACAUCAAUCACCUUCCAGAGCCUCCAUCUGCUAGCAACUCUGCCUUCUCACAGUCUCCGCCUGGAAGACCGCCUCCUCAAUUUGCAGCUGUACCUGGUCAUGGAUCUCCACCGAAGUCACCAAAUGAUACCUUCCCACGGAGAGAGCUGCCGUCACCGGGUAGGGGACAUUUCUACUCUUUUGCCAACCACCACCGGAGACCAUCACAGACCGAAGGUCAUCAAUAUACCAGCCCAGAUUAUAGCAGUAGUAAUACUGAGACACCGAGCACUGAUCAGUCCGGCUCAACCCCUGCGAUUAUGGGGAUUGAUCGUAUGAGCAUUGAUGGCAUCACUAAUCCACAGAUUGGUGGGUUUCAGUGUACCUACCCUGGAUGUACUGCACAACCGUUCCAGACGCAAUACCUUCUUAAUUCUCAUGCCAACGUCCAUUCUUCGAAUCGACCACAUUACUGUAGCGUAAAGGGCUGUCCCCGAAGUGAAGGAGGUAAAGGCUUCAAGAGGAAGAAUGAAAUGAUUAGGCACGGGCUGGUGCAUGAUUCGCCUGGUUAUGUGUGCCCGUUUUGUCCAGACCGAGAACACAAGUACCCAAGACCCGACAAUCUUCAGAGACACGUCAGGGUACAUCACGUGGAUAAGGAUAAAGACGACCCUCAACUAAGGGAAGUGCUUUCGCAGAGACCAGAAGGUCCAAGCAGGGGCAGACGGCGGCGGGGCGGUACUUCAUAAAAUUAUCCAUUCACCCCUCGGGUAAGGCUCUGCGAACGGUUGCCAACUGAGCCGCCCUCGACAGGGUUAUGAAAGAUACGGAGAAAAUAUAUGGGCCAUAGGUUGGUUGUUGCUGUGCACAUCUGUGGAUUUACUGGCGUUAUACGAAAGGCGUCUUGUCACAAGGGCGGAUAUCACAUUCAUGAGCUACGAUUUGGAGUUUCUGGAGCAUGGUGGCUACCUUAUACCAAAGAAGACGGUGCUUCGCUAGCGUGGGUGGCUUGGGGCUUCAUACUGACUGUCGUUGACUGUGGGUAGCAUUCUUAGGAUUCGUGUUUAUACCUUUUUCUGAUCACAAAACUCACCUUUUGUACGGUUUGUGC